CCUUACCACCUUGGUUAUAAGCAAGAUUGUAUAAUUCACUAGGUCAUACAGUUUGAUGGCAUGCUAAGAAUUCGUUGGCCCAACAACUCAUAGAGGUUCGAUAAUGGAUCUUACAACACAUACUAAUACGUUCCAUCAAACGAUAUCCACAUCUAUGGACUUGAAGUUUGCGCACAUGUUCGUAAAUACAAUGUGCUUAACAAAUGGGGUCACCGGAAUUAAAAAAAAAAAUCGGCCACAGAAGACUCUAAUACCAUGUCAAUAACCUCUUAAUACCAACAACUCGAAUUAACAUGAUCACCAAUGAAGAUCCAACCAAGAUAUCACUAAAUCCUUAAACACAAUUAAUGCUUGGGAAAGGUGUGUCAUUGUUGGUCAAAUUUGUGAGCUAAAUUCAUAUGCCCUUCUAGAAAUUUUCUAAGAAAUUGUCGCCGGUGAUGAGGUGGCACUUGUGUCACCGACAUGAUUCGUGAAAGCAGUGCGACGGCCGACGAUUAUUGGGACCCCAAGGCAAGGUUAAUAGCUGGCCAGGGCUAAUCCACGAUCACAGCGUGGGGAGUAUUUAAACAAUUCUUCAUUUUAUGAGUUAAAAAAGAGGUUUAAGGAAUGAGGUGGCACGUGGAUACUCCAGCAAGCUAGGUCAGCACUACAUUAACAAAAGAUGAUGACUGAACAACAGAAAAAGAUGACGCAUUUAUGAGGAUUGAGGUGACAAUCCCCAAAGUCGCACUUAAUUAAUUGAUUAAAGAAAGCUAAUCAUAUUAGUUAUCUGGCUUAUGUUCUAUCAUGUAAUUAAUUUAACUCAGGUUUAAGGCUGUAGCCUAACGCCCUAAACUUGUGGCUUGUGCCCCUGUUCACACCAACCAUGUAGCCACCGUAUAGCCAUUAGGGGUGGAUUCGGUUUGGAUCGGUUAUAACCGAUAACCGAUUUAUCGGUUACCGGUUAACCGAAUCACCAUCUCCCCCUACCGAACACCAACCGACGCCAAUGCCUCGGUUAACCAAUAACCAACCGGUCGGUUAACAGACAACCGAUAACCGAACCUCCAGCUCUAAUAGCCAUGCCCAGACUUUUUAUUUUCGGUGAUUACCAUUAGCCAGACAUUCCACUAACAAGUGGGUUGUCAUUCUUUAUUAUCGAAGUUAAAAAAAAGACGCGACGUAUAAGAUGGGCGUAGGAGUCUUAUUCGUCAACAAAAUGUUCAUAGCACUCUAGAUGCGUCUUUUUGAACCAUGCUCUUAUGAUUUAUCACUGACACAACUAUUAAGUAAAGUGUGAAAAUUCAUCAUAAGAGAUAUAAGUGAUAUAUCUAUUAUACAACACAGGUAUCCUUUAAUUUGUUAUGGACAAAGGUAACCUCCGGUCAUCAUAAUCGAAAUAUGACAUGGAAUUUCCAGAUAUAUGAUGUUCAAUAAAUAAAGAUAAUGCACAUUCUUCUGCUUUGCAAUCUUACCACACCUCUGGUUUACCUAGUGGGUUGAAGACUUGGAAUUUAUUGUGGAAUUCCAAGUUCGCAAAUUGCAACCUCAGGCUGUUAAUUACACAAGUCUUCGUGAUUUUUAACCGUAUACUUAUGGAAAAUCUUAGAUUGAAAGUUCAAAUUAUGAAAAAUGAAGGCUCCUUAAUUUUUUGUUGCAUAUGGUUGGUUUCCACUCUCCAAUUCUCUUUGGACUUUUACUCGUCGGUUGUGGUGGCCGGAACAUUUUGUGCUAUCAUGAACAAAUACUCUUAUUUUUCUCCUAAAACCCAAAAAGCCAAUUGGUGGACUCCGUAAUUGACUUAAUGUAACCAGGAUUUGAGUCACUUUAUAAAGUAAAAAUUACAUUUGAAAGUGUUUUUUUGGAGUUGGAGUUGCUAUCAAAUUAGUUCAAGAUUGCGACUACUAGAGCAUGAGAAACUUUAAUGUAUAAAGUAGGUAGUUAAUGGGCAUUUUUCAAGAUGACCUUAUCAAUGACAACAACAUAGAAGCAAAACCUCUUCUUAUACUUCUCCAUUUCCCCUAAAAUAUGACCUUAUUUAGACUGGUUUUUUCAUAGUCAUUUACUAUAUAAACAACUUUCAUUUUAUAAAAAGAGAAGUUGUGUAUACGAGACACAUGAUUGUACUGCUAGGACGUACAAACUUCUACCUAAUAGAGAACAAAAAAAAAAACUAGAAGAUAAAGGAGUUGAUCUAGACACAAAAAGAAGUUCGUCAUAGAUUUGUUUUUGAGAGUAUCUAAGGACAUAUAGUACAAUUGCAUUGAAUAUCCAAGAUGAUCAAAGAAGUAAGAGUAUCUGCAUCAUCGAAGUCGCUAGCAUCGCACCGACAAAGUGAUAAACGACAACAAUCAAAAUUAGAGUUUUAUCAAAUCAACGUCCCCUUCACACCUAACCAUCUUGUCCAUUAUAAUAUAUAUAUAUUUUUGGUGAGAUCUUGUCCAUUAUAUUAUGAUAGUUAACAACAAUUAUCCAUACUUAGAAAAUAUGUUUACAAAAGUUAUUAUGAUUCUGAUUCUAGAUUAGCGUAUCUUAGGGGUCGUUUGGAAGUUGUGAUUUUUAAUGGUGUAUUGAAUCAAUUCAUAUGAGAUUAAGUCGCUUUUUUUACUUAUAUUGAACUAGAAUAUAUGCAUUAACUUUUUGGAGACCCCACCAACCACCAUAAUCACUCUUAAUUGAGGGAUUAUCAAUUUCUACAUUUUGUUGAGAUUCUUCACAAUCACUCAAAAUUCAUUUUUAUGACUUUACAACAAACCACAAUCUAAACCUCCAAACAAAAUAUUUUUCUAAUAUAUCAAUUGAUUCAAUACAUCAAAUGAUAAUGCAGUAAUUAACUCAAUACAUCAAUUUGAAUAGUCAUAAUUUCUAGAUCGUAUUACCGUUACGUAAUAAAGUACAUGUAAUUUACCUAUAACACAGCCUAAAACAACGGCCAUUCUAGAAGCCCAGAACCGGAAAUUAGCGGGAAGGGAUUUAUUACUUAAACACCGGUUUUAAAAAAUAAAACGAUUUGAUUCCCGUUCCCGGUUCCUCCAAUCCACGUGUACGAGGCUCGGAAACAAAAUAAAAAUAAUACGCGGCUGCAGCUGCUUUAUUCAUAGCUCAGUAGUUGAACUUGAACCAUUUCACAUUUUCACUGCCUCCGGCCAGCCAUGGAAAUGAGACAGAAGAAGGCGAACACUGAAACGACAAUAAUCUUCUUUUCCUUCUUCUUCGCCUGCGCUCUCUUCACUCCUUCCGCCGUCGCCGAUCCCCGAACGACAGAUCAGUCCGGCCUAUUCUGCGGCGCAGCCCGCCCGCCGCCGUCCGUCGCCGCUAGCUUCAUCCCUACAUUCGUCAAAGAAAUGGACGCCCUUAGCUCCCAGCUCAUAAACAACAAGCAAAAAUUCGCCACUUACCAUCUCAACAACUCCGCAAUCCCCUUCUACGCUUUGAUCCAGUGCCACGCCGACCUCUCCCAGACCGACUGCCUCCUCUGCUACGCCGCCGCUCGCACGAAGCUCCCCCGCUGCCUCCCCGCCGUCUCCGCCCGGAUCUACCUCGACGGCUGCUUCCUCCGCUACGAGAAUUACAGCUUCUACACGGAAUCCGUCUCCCCAGCCAUCGACAACUUCACAUGCGGCAGCGCCGCCGCCGCAGGAGCGGAAUUCGAGUUCGCGGAGAGCGUGAAGUACGCGGUGGCGAAUGUGACGAGGAACGCGGCGGCGUCGGAGGGAGUGAGCGGGUUUUUCGGAGUGGCGGAAGUUGGAGGAAGAGCUUAUGCUCUGGCGCAGUGCUGGGAGAGCGUCGGGAGAGAUGGUUGCCGGGAGUGUUUGAGUAAAGCCGCCGCCGCGGUGGUCGGAGGAUGUCUGCCGAGGAGGGAAGGGAGAGCGCUGAAUGCUGGGUGUUAUUUGAAGUACUCCGAUCAUAAAUUCUACGGCGACGGAGGUGUUAGAGUGCAUGGUCACGGGGAUUCAACUCUGGGAGUGAUAAUGGCGAUUGCCUUAGCAUCAGCAGCAUUCGCCAUGCUCACACUCUUCGCAGCUUACGCUGUCCAUCUCAAACGCCUAAAGGCUAAACAAGCACGCAGAAAUCUGGGCAAGGUAUCGAUAAGCUUCAACAGGUUAAGCAUGAACUUCAAGUAUGAAACUUUAGAAAAAGCCACUGAUUACUUCAGCCUGUCGAAGAAGCUAGGCCAAGGAGGAGCUGGCACAGUUUUCAUUGGAUCUCUUCCCAAUAACCAAACCGUGGCAGUGAAGCGGCUGAUCUUCAACACAAGCCAAUGGGUGGACGAGUUCUUCAACGAGGUGAAUUUGAUCAGCGGAAUCCAACACAAGAACCUCGUUAAGCUGCUCGGUUGCAGCAUUGAAGGACCCGAGAGCCUGCUAGUCUACGAGUAUAUUCCCAACAAGAGCCUCGACCAGUUCCUAUUCGAGAAGAACAGCAAGGUGGUGACUUUGAGCUGGAAGCAGAGGUUGAACAUCAUAGUUGGGGCAGCGGAAGGGCUAGCAUAUCUUCAUGGAGAAAGGGGGUCUCCUGUGAGGAUCAUACACAGGGAUAUCAAGAGCAGCAAUGUGCUACUGGAUGAGGAUUUCAAUGCCAAGAUUGCGGAUUUCGGGCUCGUUCGCCAUUUUGGUGCUGAUAAGUCUCACCUCAGCACUGGGAUAGCUGGAACCAUAGGAUACAUGGCUCCUGAGUAUCUGGUUCGUGGGCAGCUCACUGAGAAGGCCGAUGUUUACAGCUUUGGAGUCCUGGUUCUGGAGAUUGUGAGUGGGAAAAGGUGCAAUGCUGUUAUAGGCGAAUCCAACUCCCUCCUCCAAGCAGUAUGGUUCUAUUACAGAACGAACAGACUGAUCGAAGCAGUUGAUCCAUCCCUCGAUAGUGAUUUCCCAGCAGAUGAAGCACUAACAGUGCUGCGAAUCGGCCUACUGUGCUCACAAGCUUCAGUCUCCUUAAGACCAUCCAUGGCACAAGUCAUCGAGAUGCUGACAAAUCGUGACUGCGUGAUCGCAGCUCCAAGUCAACCACCAUUCAUGAGGGGUACAGAUUUGAUGGACCCUGAUGCGUCCUUCAGGUCCCGAAGCACAUACAGUUCAGUAUCAGUAGUAUCAAACGGGGAAUCCACCAAAGAGUCUUCUAGCCUACUCAGCAGCGUAACCACCGGUCCAACCAGGAGUCGAGAACUAAUAGAGGAAUGAAAAAGUAGUCCCUUUCCAAGCUUGUAUCUUUCACUCAUCAAUCAUUUUUCACUGUGGAAAAGAGGGACUCGAAAGAAGAAAUGGAUGGAAAGGGAAAGGGGGUUGCUCUGGCGGGUGCCCAGCUUUUAGCUGUUUUUUUUUUAUGGCCGGUUGGUUGUGCCGUUAAUGUCGGCGGCAGAAAUGUCAAUACAGUUUGGUGGAUUUGGGCGGAAUGUGCAGAAAGGAUCAGCAGUAGUGUGUUGUCCAUCAUCGCCAGUGGUGUCAUACUCUUUUAGUCAUAGAAAUUUUUGUUCAUUCACAUGUGGCCUGUGGGUACGGCAAUAAAAAUAAUACAUGAUUCUCCACAUGUAUUUGUUUUCUUUUCUUCUUUUCGACCAACAAAACCAACCAAAAACCGUCCUAAUAUGGUCACGACAUUUGUUGUCGUUAAAGAGAAUUUGAUGUUUUUUUUAUGAAAAAUGUCACUGCACAACUGCAUAGAUGCAACAAAGAAACAACAAUGAUGCGCAUCAAACUAACACCCAAAUUUGAUCAACAUUGGGUUGGAACAAGUUCAAGUCGACCUCUCUAAUCACCUAUAAACCGUCCUGAAUUGA
Messenger RNA from Linum trigynum, 5752 nucleotides. NCBI's taxonomy places the organism in Eukaryota, Viridiplantae, Streptophyta, Magnoliopsida, Malpighiales, Linaceae. The record is from the annotation of a GenBank genome assembly.